Molecule: messenger RNA, 557 nt
Organism: Athene cunicularia (burrowing owl)
Lineage: Eukaryota; Metazoa; Chordata; Aves; Strigiformes; Strigidae
Product: ly6/PLAUR domain-containing protein 2-like
Exons: 4
Coding region: 49-432 (127 amino acids)
Molecular function (GO): acetylcholine receptor inhibitor activity
Source: RefSeq, a predicted model, not a curated record
UGACAAGUGGUGGCAGCCCAGUGACCAGGAGCCAAGGGUCCGUGCAAGAUGAAGGUGUUAAUGUCUCUUCUGUUGGUUGCCAUUGCUGGCGUCGUGUUCGUGCAAACCUUGCAAUGUUACACUUGCCAAGAACCGACUCCUGUUGACAAGUGUGUGACGGUCCAGAACUGCACGAAGAAUGAAACCAUGUGCAAGACUACUAUGUAUUCCCUGGAGGACGUUUAUCCCUUCGUGGGAGUCUCGACCGCCACCAAGAUGUGCUCUUCCGUCUGCGUCCCGUCCGACGUGGAUGGGAUUGGCAUGACACGCCCCGUCUCCUGCUGUUACUCUGACCUGUGCAACGUUGACGGCGCAGGGAGCGUGAGGGUCAGCUUUGUGCCAGUUGCGAUGGUAGCAGGUUCCCUUUGUUCCCUCUUCUGGACUAGACUGUGAGGAGCUGAUGGGGAGGUCUUUCGCCACGGUAAGAACCCCAUGAAGAAGCGAAUAAACCCCUGCCAGCCCAGCUUUCUGAUUGGAUGCCCCACGGACAGCCCGCAACAGCUCCUGGAAACUGCUUU